This is a messenger RNA of Cavenderia fasciculata, 843 nucleotides long. RefSeq names its product short-chain dehydrogenase/reductase family protein. Bases 1 to 843 code for a protein of 280 amino acids. The record is from RefSeq and is a predicted model, not a curated record. The transcript has a single exon. Lineage: Eukaryota; Evosea; Eumycetozoa; Acytosteliales; Cavenderiaceae. Gene Ontology annotation, molecular function: oxidoreductase activity.
AUGGAGACAAUUAGUAGUAGUAAAGUAGUAUUUGUAGUUGGAUCAUCAACAGGUGUUGGUUUGGCAGUAACAAAACAUUUCUUGAAUAAUGGGUAUAGAGUUGCUGCUACUGCAAGAUCAAAAGAGACUUUGAUCAAAGCUGUUGGGAUUCAAGACGGCUCUUCAUCUUCUUCUUCAUUUCUUGCAUUAGAAGAUGAUUUACAAGAUGAUGAAAAGAUUAAUCAAACCAUUCAACAAGUAAUGAAACAUUUUGGUAGAAUUGAUAUUGUACUAUUUAACGCUGGCAAGGGUUUAUUGGGUACUGUAGAAGAGAUAUCAGAUCAAGAACUAAAAGAGGUGUUUAAUAUCAACUUUUUUGCAUGUGCUUCUGUACUAAGACACGUCACCAAACACCUUGAAAGUGGUGCCUAUGUGUUUACUACAUCGUCUAUUGUCGCCGUGCUCCAAAGCCCAAUCAUUGGGGCUUACUGUGCAACCAAGUCGGCUAUGGACGGUCUCGUUGUCUCCUAUGCCAAAGAGGUCGAGCCACUUGGUAUCAGAUGUACUACACUCAACCUUGGAGGAUUCGAUUCACAAUUUGCACAAGCUGCUCAACACGCUGCUGCCAAUCUAAAGGAAAGAUAUGCUGCCACCUAUCAACCCUUUCCAGCAUUUGUCAAAAGCAUAGAGAAAAAGGAUCCAAACAAUAUCGGACCCAUUCUCUUGGAGAUGGUCAAUCGGUGUGAUAGACCUGCCCCAUCCCAUCUCUUUAUCGGUUUGGAUGCAAUCAAUAUUUCUAGAAAUGUUUAUGGUGGUCUAGAAAAGGAAAUUGAUCAAUUUGAACAUUUAACUGCUUUAAAAUAA